AAAAAAGCACGAUGAAAUGGCGGAAAUCUCCCCGAACCAACUCGGAAACCACUCGGGUUUUAGCUAUAAAAGGACCAUUCCAGAGCGUGGAAAACCUUCUUUCUUCUUUUUCUUCUCCCUUCGUGGCAUCCAUAUCUCGGUCGCUUGCUAAUCGCGUUCUCGAUUCAGAUCCUGUGUUUCAUCGUCUUCCGAUCUAAUCUCGGUUUGAUCUCGACCGCGGCUAUGUGUUUCUGUUUGCCGUUUCAAUGGUAACGUAUUCCUAAUGAGUUACGAAAUUCUCCUGCGCCGGAUUAGAAUUCUGCACUCCUUCUCGGUUGUCUUUCUCUACUGGUUCUACGUCUUUUCAUGAACUAGUCCUCUCACUCCGUCCGAUUAUUUUUUUUCCUUAUUUAGUUAUUUCCCCCUUUUCUCACUCUAAUUCUUAAAACCCUAGUUUUCGCAAUCUGUCAUAAGGACUCGUCUUUUCUUUGAUUCGAUUGAGUUUAAAAAGUGUAAAUACUCAAUUCCAUUCGAAGCGUUUCUGGAGGAGCUGUUAGCUAGAAAAAUGGCUUCCAUGAAACAGCCGCCGAGUUCAGGAUCGGAGGGGGACCCGCGGUAUGCGGGGGUCGACGAGAGGAAAAGGAAAAGGAUGAUAUCAAACAGGGAAUCCGCGAGGAGGUCCCGGAUGAGAAAGCAGCAGCAAAUGGAAGGUUUGAUCGGCCAACUCAACCAAUUGCAAAAUGAGAACAAGCUAAUUGAAGAGAAGAUCAGUGGGGUUGCCAACACGUACAUUGGGCUUGCAUCUGAAAACAACGUUCUGAGAGCUCAGCUUGCUGAAUUGGCUGAUAGGCUGCGAUCUCUGAAUUCGGUGCUUCAGAUCGCAGAGGAGGUUGGCGGCUUUGCAAUCGACAUUCCUGAAAUUCCGAAUGCUUUACUUGAGCCCUGGCAGCUCCCUUGUCCAAUGCAGCCUGUUGGAGCCUCCGCAGGAAUGUUUGAGUUUUGAGUACUCCUAUCAGCGCCAAAAUCCAGUCCUUGGGACUCCAGAUUUGAUUUUAUGUGGAUUAAGUUGGUUUAUCCUUAUGCCCUUGCCUCCGCCCCCCUUUUGGUGUGUAAUAUUUUGGUGUCUAUUAGGUGUGGUUAUGGUCUCUACAAUGGGAGUGUCCUUAGUUCAGACUUACUAUGUUACUUUUGCUUGGUUUGAAUGUAAACACUGGUUAUUCUCUA
Diospyros lotus (date-plum) is the source of this 1203-nucleotide messenger RNA. RefSeq names its product bZIP transcription factor 53. NCBI's taxonomy places the organism in Eukaryota, Viridiplantae, Streptophyta, Magnoliopsida, Ericales, Ebenaceae. The coding region runs from base 545 to 982 and encodes 145 amino acids. The record is from RefSeq and is a predicted model, not a curated record. Gene Ontology annotation, biological process: positive regulation of DNA-templated transcription. Gene Ontology annotation, molecular function: transcription cis-regulatory region binding; DNA-binding transcription factor activity. Gene Ontology annotation, cellular component: nucleus. The transcript is spliced from 2 exons.